AUGAUCAUUUACAAGGAUAUCAUCUCCGGUGACGAGGUUCUCGCCGAUACCUUCAACAUCAAGACCGUUGACGGUGUCCUCUACGAAUGCGACUGCCGCAAGUACCUGAAGAAGAAGAACGAGGACUUCGAGCUCGAGGGUGCCAACCCCUCCGCUGAGGCUGGUGAUGAUGAUGCCGGCGGUGAGGGUGACGAGGUCAUGGUCCACGACAUCGAGGACCAAUUCCGUCUCAACUGGCUCAAGACCGAGGAGGGCAUGAAGCCUUCCAAGGACGCUUUCAAGUCUCACUUGAAGUCCUACAUGAAGAAGGUCCUCACCAAGCUCCAGGAGAAGGGCGCUCCCCAGGAGGAGAUCGAUGCCUUCAAGAAGGGUGCCCCCGGUGCCGUCAAGAAGAUCCUCGCCAACUACGACAACUACGAUGUUCUCAUGGGUGCCUCCAUGGACGGUGAUGCUAUGCACGUCCUGAUUGACUUCCGUGAGGACGGUGUCACUCCCUUCGCCACUCUCUGGAAGCACGGUCUCGAGGAGAUGAAGGUUUAA
Messenger RNA from Aspergillus clavatus NRRL 1, 540 nucleotides. Its product is annotated as translationally-controlled tumor protein. The coding region runs from base 1 to 540 and encodes 179 amino acids. Gene Ontology annotation, cellular component: cytoplasm. The transcript has 4 exons. Gene Ontology annotation, molecular function: calcium ion binding. The record is from RefSeq and is a predicted model, not a curated record. Lineage: Eukaryota; Fungi; Ascomycota; Eurotiomycetes; Eurotiales; Aspergillaceae.